AUGGACAUUACGUCGCUCUUCGUUCGAAAGUCCGUGUUUCAUGCAUUCUGGAGAAUUGAAGAAAAGCCUAACGUACCAACCCCUGAACCAGAAGACGAACCAAUGCUUCCGCCUCAAACUGAAUCUUUGUCCUCGGAAAAUGAGUUAAUGUAUUCACAGGGUAUGCCCGUCCAUGCCGAAGCUCAGGAUCAGCCAAUAUUAGACUGGAAUAACUCAUAUGAACAUAAUCGGAUGAGACGACGUGUCGAGAUACGGCACAGGAAGAAGAAGAAGCAGAAACGGGCAGUGCGUCAAGCAUCGAUGCGUCGUAUAUCGCAGACCGGAAAGCGGAAGAAUCGUAGGCUAAUCCAAAACUUAUUAGAGCGGCUGCAAACGGCGAAGCAACCGAUGAUAUCGCCGGCGACGCAGCCCGUGGCGAGGCAACUAGCGGUGCAGCAACAACCAACCAUUCAGCAACAGUUGAUUCCUUAUGAGAAUACAACCUCGGAAAUUUCCAUGGCAGAAGACUGGGGUGCUGUAAUCUCAACUCCCACAUUGGACCUCAUCCGUCCGCUGGCCCAAACUUCAGAAAUGACGGUUUUAGAAUUUAUUGAAGAUGAUUUGAAUGGGGGUAGUUGGAAAGAACAUAAAUGCCAUCGAGAGUCGAUUUCAGAAUUCAUCCAACAUCUGAAGGGCCAUUUCAAGCGGGAUGUGGAGUUCUACCAUCAGCAUGAGCCCCGAACAAUCGCUGAGCACGAACUGCCCCGACACGAUGCGAUAUGUAUCGCUCCGAAGAACGUCAUGUUUGAAGAGAGACAUUUCCCAGCGGAAGAACAGUUGUGA
Messenger RNA from Fusarium oxysporum Fo47, 822 nucleotides. RefSeq lists its product as uncharacterized. The record is from RefSeq and is a predicted model, not a curated record. Lineage: Eukaryota; Fungi; Ascomycota; Sordariomycetes; Hypocreales; Nectriaceae. The coding region runs from base 1 to 822 and encodes 273 amino acids. The transcript has a single exon.